CAGUAGCCUGCUGGUGGUUUGGCGAGUGGCGACGUGUACCGGUUUGUGGAAGUAUUCAGCUGUCUUACGCCUGCUGGGGAGAAGUUUCCAUAAAAUCAACAAUAGCCUUAAAAGAACUCAAACAUGGGAGGAUCUCAGAGUGUGGAAAUACCCGGGGGAGGCUCCGAGGGUUACCAUGUCCUCCGGGUUCAGGAGAACUCCCCUGGACACAGGGCAGGGCUGGAACCUUUCUUUGACUUCAUUGUGUCCAUCAAUAACACCAGACUGAACAAGGACAAUGACACCUUGAAGGAGUUGCUGAAAGCCAGUGUGGAAAAGCCAGUCAAGAUGCUGGUUUACUCCUCAAAGACCCUGGAACUACGAGAGUCCACAGUUACCCCCAGCAACCUGUGGGGCGGCCAGGGCUUGCUUGGUGUCUCAAUUCGUUUCUGCAGCUUUGAGGGUGCUAAUGAGAACGUUUGGCAUGUGUUGGAAGUGGAGCCAAACUCUCCAGCAGCCCUGGCUGGAUUGCGGCCACACACCGACUAUAUCAUCGGAGCUGACACGGUCAUGAAUGAGUCAGAGGACUUGUUCUCACUGAUCGAGAGCCAUGAAGGGAAAGGCCUCAAACUCUAUGUGUACAACACAGACACUGACAACUGUAGGGAGGUCGUCAUCACACCGAACAGUGCCUGGGGAGGAGAGGGCAGCCUGGGAUGCGGAAUUGGCUAUGGAUACCUCCACAGGAUUCCCACCCGACCUUUUGAAGAGGGGAAGAAGAUUCAUUUCACAGGAAACUCUUCCAGUGAGCCUCUCAGUUCAGUGAAGGAUGGAUUCACUGAGGUCCAGUUGUCUGCAGUAGUCCCUCCUCCUUCAGUUCCUGCUGUGUCCCCUGGCCUGGAAGACUCGCUGUCUGGCCUGUCAAUCAGCGCAGCCUCCCCAACCAUGCCCAGCGAGCUGCAGACAGGUUUACCCACAGUUCCACUGCUUCCAUCCUCCUCUCAUCCCACCUUCAGCCCCCUUGGUACACUGAAUCCUGCCACCACCAGCUUCAACCCUGCCAGCACGCUACCAGGUGUGAUGCCGCUGCCUGGUGGGUUACCUCCACUCCCUAACCUGCCCAACCUCAACCUGCCACUGCCAGACCUCAGUGCUGUGUCACUACCAGGAGCCAGCAAUUUACCACCGCCACAAGGAAUGACGGCCCCUGUCUUGGUCAGCCUCCCGUCCCUCCCCCUGCCAAAUCUUACUCCUGUGGCAUCUCUGCCCCCUCUGCUGGCCUCUCAGCUGCCUCCUUUCCUGUCGCAGGGAGUGACCCCCGUCGUGCCCACUUCCACCCCUGUCCCUUCAGCCUCAGUCACAGUUACACUGCCGUCUAAAUCCGAGGCUGCCGACCCCACAGAAGCAGUCUCCAUGAACGUAAUGGAACCACGCCCCCCAGCGGAGACGGCACCAAUAUUGUCAUAGUGCGGGACAGGAGAGUCCACUUACCAUCAAACCAAAACACACAUCCCUUUUCUCGUUCCCUGUCUAUUUUUCUAUUUAUUUGGCCAAGAGAGACGAGCAGACGGCUGCACCGGCUCGUGCGUCGAGGUCGACGUGUUGGUGUGAGGAAGCUCGUGUGGAGCUCUGAAGGAUAAAUGACAUGAAGAGCGGAUGUUUUACCAACAUGUCUGUGACCAGUGCGAUUGUGAGCGCGAUCUCACAAUUGCACUCUGAGGACGGCAGGAUCUACUCUUCAGUUUGUCAUAAAUGUCUCACUUGUGGGGUUAGAAGAAUGCAAAAAAACUGUUUUAGGAUUUUCCUCUUUCUAACCUGGCAGUCCAUGACGGACGUAAUGUUUUAAAAUGUAUGUAUAAAACACAGAACAUUUUAUAGGGCUGGACAGUAAACCGGAUUGAAUGAAGUACAUCAUUGAUAUUUUACCAUCAGACUUCAUAUAUCUUGGGUUGGGUUUCAGUCCUGAUACUGAGCAGGUCAUAAUGUAAUAAACUUUGAGCCAAAAGGUGAAAGGAAAUAUGCACUUAUACAGUA
Thalassophryne amazonica is the source of this 2013-nucleotide messenger RNA. RefSeq names its product Golgi reassembly-stacking protein 2-like. The record is from RefSeq and is a predicted model, not a curated record. Gene Ontology annotation, cellular component: Golgi apparatus. The coding region runs from base 124 to 1446 and encodes 440 amino acids. Gene Ontology annotation, biological process: Golgi organization. Gene Ontology annotation, molecular function: protein binding. The transcript has 10 exons. NCBI's taxonomy places the organism in Eukaryota, Metazoa, Chordata, Actinopteri, Batrachoidiformes, Batrachoididae.